AUGGGGCCCCUGGAAGCAGUAGGUGAGGAAAACCAGACAGAUGAAAUGAAAAUGGAGCUGUUCACUAAGUUGUACUUGACAAGAUACACCACACCACUGAACGAAUUGGCUUUGGACCCUAAACCAGAACUAAAGGACAGCACAACACUUGUUGAAGUACAAAUAAUUCUCAUCUUUGCUUACUGCUCCAUCAUCCUGCUGGGAGUGAUUGGAAACUCCCUUGUGAUCCAUGUGAUCAUCAAAUUCAAAAGCAUGCGCACAGUGACUAACUUCUUCAUUGCCAACCUGGCAGUGGCUGACCUGCUGGUGAACACGCUGUGCCUGCCCUUCACUUUGGUUUAUACACUCUUGGGUGAAUGGAAACUGGGCCCGGUCUUGUGCCACCUGGUGCCUUAUGCUCAGGCCCUUGCUGUCCAUGUAUCUACUGUCACUUUGACUGUGAUCGCUCUGGAUCGUCACCGCUGCAUCGUCUACCACUUGGAGAGCAAAAUUUCUAAGCGGAUCAGCUUUCUGAUUAUAGGAGUUGCCUGGGCAGUCAGUGCCCUGUUGGCAAGUCCUCUGGCCAUCUUCCGUGAGUACUCGUUGAUUGAGAUAAUUCCUGACUUCAAGAUUGUGGUUUGCUCUGAGAAGUGGCCAGGGGAGGGGCAGCUCAACUAUGGCACCAUCUACAGCAUCUCCAUGCUCCUGAUCCAAUAUGUGCUGCCUCUGGCAGUCAUCUCCUAUGCCUACAUCCGUAUUUGGACCAAGCUCAAGAACCAUGUUAGCCCUGGGGCAGGGAAUGAUCACUACCACCACCGGCGCCGGAAAACCACCAAGAUGCUGGUGUGUGUGGUUGUGGUGUUUGCUGUCAGCUGGCUGCCCUUUCACACUUUCCAGCUGGUCAGUGACAUUGACAGUCAGGUGUUAGACCUGAAAGAGUACAAACUGAUCUAUACAGUGUUCCAUGUCAUUGCCAUGUGCUCAACGUUUGCUAACCCCCUUCUCUAUGGCUGGAUGAAUAACAACUACAGGACAGCCUUCCUCACAGCCUUCCAGUGUGAACAGCGACUGGACUCCAUCCACCCUGAAGUAUCAGCAGCUUUCAAAGCCAGGAAGAAACUAGAAGCAAAGAGGAUUCAAUUCCCUGGGGACUCUUUCACACAACCUACUAAUGUCUAA
This is a messenger RNA of Cinclus cinclus, 1158 nucleotides long. It is a transcript of the gene NPY2R, whose product is annotated as neuropeptide Y receptor Y2. Gene Ontology annotation, biological process: G protein-coupled receptor signaling pathway. Gene Ontology annotation, cellular component: membrane. The record is from RefSeq and is a predicted model, not a curated record. Bases 1 to 1158 code for a protein of 385 amino acids. Lineage: Eukaryota; Metazoa; Chordata; Aves; Passeriformes; Cinclidae. The transcript has a single exon. Gene Ontology annotation, molecular function: neuropeptide Y receptor activity.